GCGUCGUUUUCCAUAAGCCUCGUGUGUUAAGGCGGUUGGCUUGACUAACGAAUCACGAAGCUACUGCGAUCGAUACAUAGGACGUUCGGUGGAGUUACGAAUGAGAACCGAAGAGUACCGAAGUUAGUCGAAGCAUUACGGAAAAUACCGAGCGUAAGCGAAACGUAGAAGGGAGGAAACGACGCGUAUGCGAACGACGCCGAGGUCUUCUCCGGCUUUGGUUGAAAGAGUGUUCGCGUCUACGGGCGCGGCUUUUGCGUCUCGAGCUGGCGUUUUACACGGGAAAAUGUCCUCCCUCGACUAUCUCGACUUGUGUCGACUCUGUCUCGUGAAGGACCGCGUCUCCGUGCCGAUAUUUGAGGGCGAGGGCGACGUAAGGCAAAUUUUUCUCAAGAUAACCGCCUGCCUACCGGUCAAGGUCGAUAGGGAAGACAAGUUACCUAAGAAAAUAUGUGAUGACUGUGUGUAUAAAGUAGAAUUAUUUUAUCAAUUUUGGAAUACAUCGGUUAAUGCGGAAAAACAAUUGUUGCAAUGGCUGGGAGAAGUUGGAUUAGAAGAAAAGCCAGAUUAUGUUACAAAUGUUCUGAAUCAAAACGUUAUGAAACCAGAUCCAAGCGGUGGAAACAGAUUAGAUGGAAGUAUGAUGCAGCAAGUAAGCGGGCAUCAAAACAACAUGGGUAUAGGUAUGAUGGACAACAUCAGCUUGAGUAUGCCUAUGAUGAUGUCCACGACCAAUCAACAACAAAUAACCUCAGUUCCUAUGGACGCAAGUGGUAGUUCUGUGCAAGAAAUGCCUGGUACAAGUACUCAGUCUACGCAUGAACAAAUCACACAAAGUCAAACAAAUACAAGCAAUCAACAUGAAGAGGAGGAGGAGAGUAGUGAAGAAGAAGAAAACUCAGAAGAUGAAUGUGAUGGAGAAGAAGGCCUACCUGUUAAAGAAGAAAGUGAAGAAGAUCCUAACAAUAGCAGAGUCAUCGAACCAACAACAUUUGUAAAUGUUUCAUUAGCCUGCGAUGAAGCUGGCCCAUCGGGACUUCAACAACAGAAGGUUACUGAGAUGCCUGAAAUGGCAAUGCAACAAAGUACAGACGGAGAUCCCAAAUCUGGAUAUUUUGACUCAAAGAUCACGAUACAUCAUCAGGCUCAGGAACAACAGCAAUGCGGUAUCAACGAAACAAAAAACGUCUUUAGCCCUGAAAGCAGCAACCCGUUGAUCAAUGAUCCAUUGGACGUAGCGAAGAUGGAAAAUGCUGAAAUAAUGAUGACCGAGGAAACAAUACUUCGAUGCACUUUCUGUGGCGACGUAUUCGUGGACGAGCACACUUUAGUUUUACAUCUACAAAGUCAUGAACAGGUACCGGACGAAUCGUUCGUUUGCGAGCACUGUGGUUGCAAUUAUCCAACUUCACUGGCACUGAUAGAACAUCAGGAGGAACACGCGAUACCGGAAAAGAACUAUAGUUGCGAAUCUUGCGAUUACGUCACUUUACAUCGACCUAGUCUCGUUAUUCAUCAAAAACGUCACGGUCCUCAGUUAAGGUAUCAAUGCGAGAUCUGUGGCCUUGGUUUCACAACACGUAAUAGUUAUCAAGAUCAUCAACUUUUGCAUUCUCGCGAAAAACCAUUUCAAUGUGAAAUUUGUAACGCCACAUUUCGAUAUCGUCAGGGUCUUAGAUUACACGCUAAACUACAUCAGCCCGAUUAUGUUCCACCUCAGAAGAAACAUCAUUGCGAAUUGUGUAAUAAGCGUUUCUCUAGGAAACAAGUAUUAUUGGUGCAUAUGAAGACUCAUGGUAACGUAGGACCGUCCAAUGAAUACGUCUGUCCUAUCUGUGGUAAAGCUGUCUCCAGUAAAACUUAUUUGACGGUACACUUGCGUAAACAUACCGGUGAGAAACCACACGUUUGUGAUCUUUGUGGAAAAGGUUUUAUAUCACAGAACUAUUUAAGUGUUCAUCGACGCACGCAUACGGGCGAACGACCUCACAAGUGUACGCACUGCGAAAAAAGAUUCACACAACGUACCACUUUGGUCGUACAUUUGCGUGGACAUACCGGAGACAGACCUUAUCCUUGCACUUAUUGUCACAAAUCCUUUGCCUCAAAGACCAUGUUGAAUUCCCAUUUGAAGACUCAUGCAAAACAAAAUGCACGGCAACAACAGGAACAGCAACGAAGGGAAUUGCAACAACAACAGUAUCAACAACUUCAACAACAUGAGCAACAACAAGCUCUGGAUACUGUAACGAUUUUGUUGCCGAGUUAAAAUAAUACUAAACGACUGGCUCGAAAUCUUGUCUCAUAAUAAUGAUUAGAUAAAAUUUCAUUAUCUAAGCUUUCUCUUAUUUUAACGUUAUUUUUCUUUGAAUCGUUACAUGUUGAAAACGUAAAUUUAUUCGUCGGAUUUUCACUGUAGGGACCACUUGAAAGUAUAGUAUUGAUACUGAUACAAAAUAAGUUUAAAACAUAAUGUUAUAUAUUUAUAUUUAUUGUAUUUUAUUUUAAAUUAUUUAAAAAAAAAAAAAAAAGAAAAAAAAGCAGCAACAAUUUUUACGUGCUAUGAGAAUCUUUAAGGAAAAAGAUAAGUAGUAAUCUAUGUGAUGAUUAUCAUGAAGUCUAUCCAAGUUAUUGUCUUUUUUUUUUUAUUGAAGAUUAUUUAUUGUAUUUCUUAUUGCGAUUAAGAAAAUAAUUUUGACUUGAUGUUAAAACUUGGCCUAUUCCAAGUGUUGAGCCGUCCAUAUUGUCUUUAACUUUUAAUUAUACAGUAUUUACCUUUAAUACUCAAUUUUGCUUCUAGUUAUCAUAUUAGAUAUAGAAUCAUGUGUACUCGUAUUUCGUUCCUACUUCCAUAGCUAUUAAUCAAUUAUUUUUCAAAGCCACUUUUUUUUAUUCUAUCGUCAAUAGGAAUGUUUGUUGAAUAAAUUUUUCUCCUGAAAAAUGAAAAAUUAUAGUGCCUUAUGAUCGUGAAUAUUUAUAUUUAUAAUGUCGUACAUUU
This is a messenger RNA of Vespa crabro (European hornet), 2998 nucleotides long. Its product is annotated as zinc finger protein 557-like. The record is from RefSeq and is a predicted model, not a curated record. The transcript is spliced from 5 exons. Gene Ontology annotation, molecular function: zinc ion binding. The coding region runs from base 188 to 2269 and encodes 693 amino acids. NCBI's taxonomy places the organism in Eukaryota, Metazoa, Arthropoda, Insecta, Hymenoptera, Vespidae. Gene Ontology annotation, cellular component: nucleus.